This is a messenger RNA of Seriola dumerili (greater amberjack), 5195 nucleotides long. RefSeq names its product tetratricopeptide repeat domain 13 (gene ttc13). NCBI's taxonomy places the organism in Eukaryota, Metazoa, Chordata, Actinopteri, Carangiformes, Carangidae. The transcript has 23 exons. Bases 1 to 2481 code for a protein of 826 amino acids. The record is from RefSeq and is a predicted model, not a curated record. Gene Ontology annotation, molecular function: protein binding.
AUGGCCCCUGCUAACAGGGCUGUUGUUUUGGUAGCGCUCUCACUACUCUACCUGUCUCGGGCAAUCUUCUCCACCGAGUAUUUCUCCACCCUGACUUUGUUCAACAAUGAGCUCCACAAGCAGGGAUGCAGCUCGCUCUCCGAGUGGGAAGAAUACGCGGCUGACUGCGAGUCCUCAAUUUUACAGUUGGAGGACCCAGACUGUGAGGAGGGAAGCAACCCACCCUGCGAGUCAGUUUUCUCACUUAACGCAGAGAAGAUCCUGAACCAGGCCAAGUUGUUUAUAGAGCAGAAGAAAAUCCCCUUCCCUGUAGAUAACCACAACACAAAUGAAGAACUUGCUAUAGGCUACGUUCUGAUAGGCAACGGUCUUUAUGAUGAAGCCAUCAAGCAUUUCUCACUCUUACUACAGGGUGACCCAGAGCUCGUCAGUGCCAUAUAUGGGAGAGGGAUAGCUUAUGGAAAGAAAAGUCUGCAGGAUAUAAAGAAUGCUGACUUGGCACUGUAUGAGCUCAACCGAGUCAUCACCCUCGAGCCAAACUGGCCGGAGGUCUACGAACAGAGAGCAGAGAUCCUGUCUCCUCUGGGUCGUAUCAGCGAGGCUCUGGGUGAUCUGACCAAAGCCAUCCAGCUGCAGCCCUCGGCCCGACUCUUCAGACACAGAGGAACGCUGCUUUUCAUUUCAGAGGACUAUGUGGCAGCUAUGGAAGACUUCCAGCAGUCUUUGGAGCUGAAGAAGAAUCAGCCCAUCGCUAUGCUUUAUAAAGGCCUCACCUUCUUCCACAGAGGCAUGCUUAAAGAAGCCAUUGAGACAUUCAAAGAGGCAUUAAAGUUGAAGUCUGACUUUAUAGAUGCAUACAAGAGCCUAGGACAGGCCUACAGAGAGCUGGGGGACUUUGAGUCAGCAAUGGAGAGUUUCCAGAAAGCCCUCAUGUUGAACCAGAACCACAUCCAGUCUCUCCAGCUCCGAGGAAUGAUGCUGUACCACCACGGCUCGCUGCAGGAGGCCAUAGGGAACUUCAAGAGGUGCCUUCAGCUGGAGCCUUAUAACGAGGUGUGUCAGUACAUGAAGGGGUUAAGUCAUGUGGCCAUGGGGCAGUUCUAUGAGGGCAUCAAAGCUCAGACUAAAGUCAUGUUGAACGAUCCUCUCCUGGGUCAGAAGGCCAGCUCUGAAUACCUCAAAGUGAAAUACCUCAGAGAGUACUCUCGCUACCUGCACUCCCACCUUGACAUCCCAGUAGCCGAGUACAACGUGGACCAGGAUUUACCGGGGAACUUCAAGAAUCACUGGGCCAAGAACCUGCCUUUCCUAAUAGAAGACUAUGAAGAACAGCCGGGCCUGCAGCCACAUAUCAAGGACGUGCUGCCACAGAACUUUGACAGCUACAGCAGUGAAGUUCAGAAGCUGAUAUGCACAGCCGACCAUCUGGGGGCGCUAAUGCAAUAUGACACUCCGGGUUUCUUACCUAACAAGAGAAUACACAGAGCCAUGGGUUUAGCAACCCUGGAGGUCAUGCAGGCCAUGCAUCGAACAUGGAGCAACUCCAAAGUGCGAGUCAACGGCAAGACCAGGCAGAUGCAGUGGAGAGACAUGUUUGAUAUAGCCGUUAAAUGGAGGAGGAUCGCCGAUCCAGACCAGCCAGUCCUGUGGUUAGACCAGAUGCCUGCCAGGAGUCUCAGUCGAGGCUUCAACAAUCACAUCAAUCUCAUCAGAGGACAGAUUAUCAACAUCAGAUACCUGGCUUACUUUGACAACAUCCUCGACUUCAUCAAAGACAGAAUACUUGUGUACCACGGGGCCUACAACCCCAGAGGCUUACUAGAAGUCCGUCAGGCUCUUGAAAAUGUCAACAAAGUAGAAGAUCUUCUUCCUAUAAUGAAGCAGUUUAACAGUAAAACCAGAGAUGGCUUCACAGUCAACUCCAAGGUGCCGAGCAUGAAGGAUACUGGGAAAGAAUACGAUGGUUUUACUAUCACCAUUACUGGAGACAGGGUGGGCAACAUGUUGUUCUCAGUGGAGACCCAGACGACGGAGGAGCGGACACAGCAGUACCAGUCAGAGAUAGAGUCCAUCUACAAAGACCUCACAGCUAAAGGAAAAGCAUUAAUGCUGUCCACUGAGCUCGGGGAUGCAGAUGCCUUGUGUAACCUGAUCCUCUCCUUGGUUUAUUACUUCUGCAACCUCAUGCCCCUCUCCAGAGGAUCCAGUGUGGUGGCGUACUCGGUCGUGAUGGGGGCACUGAUGGCCAGUGGGAAAGAGGUCAUCGGUAGGAUCCCUAAAGGAAAGCUGGUGGAUUUUGAAGCCAUGACCACACCCAGUCCAGACAGCUUCAGUAAAACAGCAAAGAGCUGGAUGAAUCUGAAGAGUUUACCGAGCUGGUACCAGAGUCUUCCAUCUGUAGCAGAGACCUUCCCGUCGACCAGAACGAUGAUCGAGGUUCUCAAUACAGACUCGUCUUCACACUGUCCAAAGAAGUCUUAACACAGCUUCUACGCAGGAGAGAAAUCUGUUCAAUAAAGUCUUAAUAUUAAUAAUAAUAAUAAUAAUAGAGCUUCUACACUGGGCAGAACAAAGGGACUGUCUUCUUCUGCAGCCCAAACACAACUGGACUAAAAAAAUUUAUCUCCGCUUUAGUGUUUAUUGUUUAAAUUUUGAGAAAGAAAAUCAUCGAGCUGCUUGACACAUUUGGGGAGAGUCUGUUUCCCCUACGCCCUGAGGCUUUUCCUCUGAAGUGAUGAAUCUGUUUUAUUUUAUUUUAUUGUAGUAUCCCAACACUUCUCCAGAUCCUGCUUCGUUUGCAGGAUAUUUCAGUUAGUUUGGGAUGCAGAAGUGAUUCUGUCCACCCUCUCUCUUUCUCUGCUUUAUAGGCCUCACGCUGAAACACCCAAAGCACAAACUGCAUCUCACGAACCAUCAGCAUGAACAAUCUUCCACUGCAUAGACAUGCCGAAAUCCCUAGUUUUAGAUUAGCUAGAAUGUUAAAUUGGAUCUUAAUUGUUUAACUUUUGGAUCAAAGUUUUUAUUUAACAUUGAAGAUUGUAAUUGGCACUUUAAACUUUUUUUUUGUUUAACCACUGCUGUGCUCACUCACAGUCCAGCCUAUCAGCAGAGAGGGAGUUCAGGGAUCUUAAAGAAAUGAAACAAAAACCUUCAGGGCUAUUGAAUUCCACUCGGGAUACUUGAAGCAGUCUCUUUUUUUAUUUUUGCUUUCUCAACACUUGCAGGAAGGGUCGCUUCUCUUUUCGGGUAUUGAACCCCACUUCCUUUUAAUGUGACCAAUAAUGGGCUGGUGGAGAGACGAGUUGGCUGCUGAACUAAAAUGACAGUCACGGUCAGAGAUUUUAGAGAAGUAUCAGACCCAGUUGUUUGUUUUUUGCUGAAAAGAUUCAGUCAGUUAAACAGUUUGUUGAUCGACAAACUAUAUCAUUUGCGUGAUUUUUCAACCAAAAAUACCGAAAGAUUUCUGGUUCAAGCUUCUCAAAUGUGAACAAAUGUGAGUUAUUUCUGCUUUUCUCAGUUUUAUAUCAGUGUGAAUUGAAUAAAUGUCCCUUUUUUUUGGAGACAUUUUCUCUUAUUUAAAUAUUUUGUUGAGUUUUCUUUAUAGUUUUUUUUUUUUACCAUUUGACAUAACAGGAAAAGAGAAGAAAACAUCAGAUUAUUAAAGCAGAAUCAAUAUUGAUAACAGUGCACAUCAACUAGUUACUAUAGGCAGUAGAUACAUGUAUGUCUCCGUCUCCGUCCGUUUAUGGAAAAAGAAGCAACAAAAACCCAGUUAAAGACAAAAAAAAAUAAAACAACAACCAACAGUUUUCUGAUAUUUUAUAGACACAUUGAUCACUUUUUUCUUUUAGAAUUAAUUUGUAAUGGAAGUAAAUGAUCAGCUGCGGCCCUUACCCAUCUGUCUCCUCCAACCAAAGUGAAUGAAAAGUAAAAACAACCUGGUUAUUAUAUUGUAGUGAGAUUUAAAGCAGUGAAACUAUACUUUUUCCAUUUUAAAGUUCUUUUAUUUGAUUUAAUCUCACCUUUAACAUAUAAGACAUAAAAAAAUUGAAAACUUGAGCAACUCUAAUAGAAGCUAAAAAAUUUAAACUCCUGAACGUUCUCUCAUAUCUCUGACUGUUGGAUCUUGUCAAGGAUUAAUUACAGAUGAGGAAAAGCACAGCACAUACUGUUAUUUCCUUUGUUAACAUUCCUUAAGAUGGCAUCGAAUGACAUCUGUGUCUUUUCUUUGGGUUUCCUCAACAUCUCGUGCUUGUAUAAGAUCUUCUUCAUAACAACUCACAGCAAUAAUUUGGGAGAAAAGAGCCCAUGUCCCUUUUUUUCCUCCUACAUAUGUGACCGAGUCUUGUCAAGCUCAUGGAUAUCUGGGGAAAAAAUUGAAUAAUGAGAUCUCAGAAAGUUUUCUCUGUAGUGAAAGUUUAUUAGUUGAAAGUUUGAGCCUCACCACGUUUUGUUAGUUGAAUUUCUCUAGAUCUCUUCAAGCUUGACAAGAUUGAAUUCUAGCUGCAAAAAAUGAACGACUAAGUAGAUUUUUAGUAAAAAAAAAAAAAAAAAAAACAUUUCAUGGAAAUUGCAUGUGCACAAAUACAAAUCAUCAAACUGAUGGUGUUUAUUGUUUUCUAGAAUUUGUUCUGAUCUGGCAAAUGGGGUGAACCUGUGAAGGAAGUUUUGAUGUGACGUUUACAUGCAGCAACCUGAUGAAACUAAAUACUUGAGUGUCAGAUAUUGAGGCAAGUGUGCAUCCAGCUGCUGUCUCUGUUUUUAAUGACUCCUCAAUGGAAGUUUAAGCACAAGGAGAAAAAAGGGUCAGCAGGUAAUUCACAUGACAUUAUCUAAAAGCGUUUGAACAAAUUUCAUUUUUCAAAUUGCAGCUUUUAUGAUUUAGAGGCCUUUAAAUAAUCAUCCCUGAAUGUCCAGUUUACUGAUUUUGUCAUUAAAUUAGUUCAGUUCCUGCAUCACUGACAGUGGAUGGCCUACACUUGUUUUGCUUUGUGUCUCUUUUUCAUAUCAAUGAUUAUGCCGACUGGUUGUCAUUUUAUUUUAUUUUUUUGCACUCGGUGACCCAGUCAUGAAGUGGUGCGGGGGAGCGAGGAGUGCACAACCUAUCUUAAAGCUUAAAACUUGAAGGAGGGAAUUUUUUUUAAUGAAUGAGUGAAUGAGAGUUCAGCAGUCAAUAAAACUGGUUGACAAUUUUA